CAAGAUGGAGAGACAGCUUCAGCAGUCUUGACGUUAUUUCUAGUGAUUUCGCCCCGUGUGAAUGUCGCCACACCGCUGAGCGUUCAAAGGGAGAGAGACUAAUGUUCGAAGUUUAUUUUCGCGGCGGUGGCGAGGCGCGUGAGGUGUCAGGAAGAGAGAAAAUCGGUUGUGAAUGGAAGGUGACCAGGAAGGUGAAGGAGGAGUGACCAAAGGUGUUCAUGCAGGUGUUGUGACCUUUUUUUUAAUUAAUGCUGCGGAGGUGUUAUUUCCUGGCUGAUCUCUCCUCGAGCUUCGCGGGUGCCUCUCGAGGGGCCGUGGGAGGGAGGCUGUGAGGAGUGUGAGUGGGAUUGGAGAGUGAGAUGAGUGAGACGAGCCGCCAGGGAAAGGUCAGGCCUGAGUCAUCUCAUAGUGACCUUUUUCGCCGUCAAGGUCUCUCUCGGACUCUUAUUUCGUGACCUCUGACCUCGGUUAUGGGACAGCCGACCUGUAAACGCCUCCAGAGCUCAGUGCGUAGUGGCAGCAAGAACCUUGUGAGAAUGACACUUGACAGGAACUCGUGCAUAGGCCUAUGAAGGCGGAUCGCAAAGUUGCAGGUCAUGCCACCUCAUACCUCCUCCAACUAGGCUCCUAGGCCUAUGAGACACAGAACUCCAACAUGAAUAGGAUUACCACAGGUCUAUUGUGACCUUAGUUGAAAAUUAAGUGCCUUUGUGAAACUUUCUAGUACACAGGAAUCCACUUCUUUCCGUCCUAACUAGCCAUUAUGUAUAGUAACAAGAUGGACGAGCGGCUAAAGGAGCUUCUUCAUGUCUACCGUAAUAAAUUUGCUCAGAUUGAUGUGGAGCGCAUCAUUCCAUUUCUGAGGGACACAGGCCUUUUGUCUCCAGAAGAUGUGGAUGCCAUCCGAAGACAUCCAUCGCCAGCACAGAGAAUACAUACUCUUUUAGAUAUUUUGCCGGCCAAGGGAUCUCAGGCAUUCCAAACAUUGUGCCUGGCCCUCGAAACUACAUACCCUCAUCUUUUAACUAUAAUGUUAAUCGGUGCAUCGCAACGCUCUCCGUCCUAUGCAUCUCGCCAAAGUAAGUGUUUCCGAGUGUCCCGAAGUUGUUGACGUAUGAAUUGGCAGUAAUGGUAAGUGGCGAGGAGUCCGCUAUUGUUCCCGUUGUUUCCAGGAUCGAUGUUUAGCUGCUGUCGCCGUCGUCUUCACCUGUCACUUUCACUGAUCAGGUGCAAGUAAUUCACGAUGUUCAGGAUUAUGUCGUAUAUCCUAUUUCACAUUUGAUUUGAAGCAGAUUAAAGCUAAUACGCAAAAAAAUAAAGCCUGGGGCUAAUAAGCCCAAGUCAUUAUGCGAGCAGACUGCAACUAAAGGCGCUUUGCACGGAACUACGACGGCUUCCAACACAGCGCCCGAAGUUCUGGUCGGGUCGACGCCGCGGAUAAGGUCUUGACAGGUUUUAGGAGCGCUUGGCUGAGAGUAUCGUGGGUCAGCAGGCCGGCCAGUCGGUCUGAAAUAUUCAGUAGCUUUUCUUGGCCUGUCACCCGCCGCAGAAGGAGGUGUUACCAACAUUUCCCUCGGCCUGGACUCGUUAUUUCUACGCUUUUCUUUUCUCCUCUCGCACCAUGGGUGUUGUCCAGGCACAGGCGACUGGACUUAUUUACCGUCAUUAUUCUUUGGCGAGGGAACCGGGAGGAACCGAUAUUUCCAUUAGGCUUCUUGCGUAUUCAAGCGUCAGCGGGCAUGUUUUUGAUACGCAGGUAUUCAUGAGUAAGUAGUCUGUCUUAUGAAUGACCGCUGAUGGGCGCGAGUGCAUGUAUGUAUACCUGGAACCUGAAUCUCCGCUGUGACAGGUGUCCGCACGGGAAACAAACACGGACCUUCACUGCUGUGAUACAGGACUAGACCGCUCUUGCUCUUGAAACGGAC
This is a messenger RNA of Penaeus monodon (black tiger shrimp), 1925 nucleotides long. RefSeq lists its product as uncharacterized. NCBI's taxonomy places the organism in Eukaryota, Metazoa, Arthropoda, Malacostraca, Decapoda, Penaeidae. Gene Ontology annotation, molecular function: death domain binding; protease binding. Gene Ontology annotation, biological process: regulation of apoptotic process. The record is from RefSeq and is a predicted model, not a curated record. The transcript has 4 exons. Bases 764 to 1111 code for a protein of 115 amino acids.